AUGAGUCGAUCUGAAUCUGCAGCAGCAGCACCACCACCACCACCACCACCAAUCCCUCACAAGAUCUGGCAGAUCUGGCUCCAACCAGCCGACGCGGGCCCGGACAGUGACACGGCCAUUGGCACGGUGCAAAGCCAACAUGCACAUCUGACGGCGAGCUGGACGACGCACAAUCCAGGCUGGACUCGACGGCUGCUCGACAACGACUCGGCCCGGGAGUUUGUGGUGCGGGAAUUCCACGCGCACGCGGACAUCAUGCUCGCCUGGACCACGGCGGCUGCCGUUCCGAUCCUGCAGGCCGACCUGUUGAGAUACCUUGUCCUGUACAUUGAGGGCGGCGUCUACGCGGAUCUGGAUGCCGAGUGUGUCAAGGGAGUGGACGAGUGGCCUGUCGACUGGACGGCGGGACCUGAGCCUUACGGUGUCGAGCUGUUGGUAGGGGUGGAAUAUGACAAGAUCAAGAUUGCCGUCGAAAACGAAAUCGACUACGAAAUCGACUACGACAGCCACCAGAGACUUGAAGAACGCCAGCGGUUUCCGGACGAUAUGCAAUUCGCGACGUGGACCAUCGCUGCGAAGCCGAGAAGCCAGCUGCUGUGGGCGGUGAUCCAGGAGAUUGCGCAUAAUCUGAACUCGAACACACCGACACCGGCCGGAAAAGACAAGAAGGGAGAGGAAGAGGAAGUUGAACUCGACCUCGAUCGAACCCCCAUAGAGCCUCGGCAUGCCGGGAGCCUCGCCGGGAGCCUCACCGAAUCCCUCGUCAUGGACCUCACUGGGCCUCGAGCCUUCACGCGUGCUCUGUUCCGCGCCCUGACCCUCAGGCUCAGGGUCGACGAGAAGACGAAGACGAACCCGAACCCGGACCUGAACCUGGCCCUGACGCCGACAAGUAAAGAUAACCUCCAAUCAAGGCCAGAGGGGACAAGUAAAGACAACCCCCAAUCAAGGCCAGAGGGAGCGAGUGUCGGACACGCCGAUUUGACGGGGUUGACGGAGCCCAAGGCGAUAGGCGGCCUGGUGGUGUUGCCGGUCACGGCGUUUGCGUGCGAGCAGCCGCAUUCGAAUGCUGGACGGUGGACCGACCCGGAUGUGUUGGUGAUUCAUAAAUACCAUCAUUCAUGGGCGGUACAGGUUCAGAGAUAG
Messenger RNA from Capronia epimyces CBS 606.96, 1146 nucleotides. RefSeq lists its product as uncharacterized. Bases 1 to 1146 code for a protein of 381 amino acids. Gene Ontology annotation, molecular function: alpha-1,6-mannosyltransferase activity. NCBI's taxonomy places the organism in Eukaryota, Fungi, Ascomycota, Eurotiomycetes, Chaetothyriales, Herpotrichiellaceae. The record is from RefSeq and is a predicted model, not a curated record. The transcript has a single exon. Gene Ontology annotation, cellular component: mannan polymerase complex. Gene Ontology annotation, biological process: protein N-linked glycosylation.